Molecule: messenger RNA, 1575 nt
Organism: Pseudozyma hubeiensis SY62
Lineage: Eukaryota; Fungi; Basidiomycota; Ustilaginomycetes; Ustilaginales; Ustilaginaceae
Exons: 1
Coding region: 1-1575 (524 amino acids)
Biological process (GO): RNA polymerase I preinitiation complex assembly; transcription elongation by RNA polymerase I; nucleolar large rRNA transcription by RNA polymerase I
Cellular component (GO): RNA polymerase I complex
Molecular function (GO): DNA binding
Source: RefSeq, a predicted model, not a curated record
AUGGCAAAAGCAGAUUCUCCUGCCAAGGAUGCCAAGAGGAAGUCCAAGCCCUCGGACGCUUCCGCCUCGCCAAAGAAGUCCAAGAAGGCUUCUUCUUCGUCGGAUGUAGCAGCCACGUCGUCUGCGUCCACGUCGAAAUCCAAGAGCAAAGCUGGAAAGGGUCAAGCCACGCUCAAGAUCGAUGCAUCCAAAGCAGGUUUCAAGGAGUUGAGCAAGUCCGGUGCAGCGUUCGCUUCGUUCGCCGACUACAAGCCCGCUCCGUCUACCAAAUUCAGCCUCUACCGCGCCGACGGUCUGCCCGACGAGACUGGCGCAUCCUUCAACCACGUCGAUGAAAGGCUCUUGCUUGCAGGCGAGACCGACACGAUGGCGUACGUCGGCAACAACUUCGAAUUUGGCAGCAGCUCCGAAGUUCGAGGAUACACGGGCGAAUACAUGGUCGGCGUGUACGACCCGUCGAGCAGCUCGGUGACGCUCCGAGCUGUGCCCACGUUCCAGGUGGCAAGAUCUAUCAAGGCCAACAGCUCGCUCUCUUCCAUCUCGAGUACGCGCACGUUCGCCGACUACGGAGCGAUGACAGCCGCACGAAGGGCCCUCGGAGAUGCGUUCGGUAACCGCAAGCAGAAGGCCAACGCUCGAAACCAGGACCGUAUGAAGGUCGACACCGCCAACAUGGAAGUGAUUCUCGACGACUUUACCGGAGGCAUCCAGGACAACCUCGCAUCGCUUCCGUCGUUGGACGAGGUGCUCGCUUCCUCCACUUCAUCUCGACCCAUGCCUCCCGCCAACCUGGACGCCAAGCACCCCGCCGAAGCUUAUCGCAUCACGGAUCUGAUCCCCUCGGACAUCUUCAAGUCGCUGCCGAUACAGAAGCUCAUCGACAGCGUGGGCGAUCACGAGGCGCUCAAGGAGCUCGUGCCUUAUUCGAAGGAGUUUCCCGCUUGGAUCUGGUCGCGGUUGGUGGACAACUUGCAGCGCAGUUCGCAUCUUUCGGGUGCAAGCGCUGGAAAGAAGCACACCACUUUCGACGACGAUGACGACGACGACGAAGCUGUCGAGGCUGCCACUGGUGGCAAUGCUGGUGAUGACGAUGUCAUGAUGAUGCCAGCUCUCGGCGCCACCGAGGACAAGGAGGACGCCAAGGACAAGGUGCGCAUCGCCUACUACAUGUCUCUGCUAUGGUACAUCCAGAGCCGACCCAAAUCCGUCUCCCAAAAGGGCAAACUCAUCAGCAGUCUCAAGCUCGACGGCGAAGACGCCAACAAGCGAAUCGUCAAGGCCAUCCUCACCACGUUCACCGAGACGCCGGCCAACUCGGAUCGUGCCGUCAUGUCAGCGUUCCACCAGACCAAGGUGCUGGCGUACAUGUGUGCGCUCGCGUUGCAUCUGGACAAUUUCUCGGUGGACCACGACAAGCUGGCCCGCAACUGCAACAUCCCCCCCGCCACGUUGCGGGAGUUGUUCAGGACCUUGGGUUGCACCAGCUCGGUGGUCGGCGGCGAGAAGAGGAUGGUGCUCAAGACGCCGUUUACGCUGCCUCAGCCGAGAAAAGGGAAGGCCGGUGGACGAAAGUGA